Strongylocentrotus purpuratus (purple sea urchin) is the source of this 2418-nucleotide messenger RNA. RefSeq names its product glutathione S-transferase theta-1-like. Gene Ontology annotation, biological process: glutathione metabolic process. Gene Ontology annotation, cellular component: cytoplasm. Lineage: Eukaryota; Metazoa; Echinodermata; Echinoidea; Camarodonta; Strongylocentrotidae. The record is from RefSeq and is a predicted model, not a curated record. Gene Ontology annotation, molecular function: glutathione transferase activity. The transcript has 5 exons. Bases 78 to 737 code for a protein of 219 amino acids.
AGUCGACAGGUAAGGAUCAAAACCACACCUUCCGAGUUUAAUAGAACCAGGUCAAAGUCAGAGAAUUCAAGGCCACCAUGACCAUCGAGCUGUACGUUGAUCUGAGAUCCCAGCCAUGCCGUGCUGUGGUCAUCUUUCUCAAGCUGACGGGUAUUCCACAUGAGCUUAAAUACAUCGACAUCUUUGCGGGCGAGCACAAGAAGCCAGAGUUCGCGGACAAGUUCCCACUCCAAACACUUCCAGGACUGAAAGAUGGCGAUUUCUACCUCGGUGAAAUGGUGGCUAUAUUCCAUUACCUGAUCAAUAAGCAUGCCGACAUGAUUGAGGAUCAUUGGUACCCUAAGGACAUGAAGUCCCGUGCACGUGUGGAUGAGUACAUCGCCUUUCAUCAUACAGGCACUAGGGGCAAGUGUAUGGCACUCUUCGUGGCUGAGGUAUUUGCUCCUGUUCCGGAUCAGGACAAAAUCAAGACUGAGGCAGAGAAUCUCAAGCAAGGUUUGGACAAGAUCGAGAAGUGUUUCCUGAAAAAUAAAUACUUCCUCUGUGGCAAGCAGAUAUCUAUCGGUGAUAUCAUGGCUGUUUGUGAGCUCGCGCAGUUCACCGUCCAAAAUCGGGACAUCUUUAAAGACAACCUCCAGAUGAAGGGGUACAUGAAUAGAGUGAAGGCGUGUCUCCAGCCAGCUUUCGAUGAGGUCAAUGUUAAGUUAUGUGAUUGGAGAGAUUCGCUCGCGAAGUAGACCUUCCGGAGAUUGAGGUCAUGUCACGUUCUGCUUCUGAAAACAAAUCCUCAUUACGUACUGCCACCAUUAAAGAUUCUAUGUCCCUUUUGCAGCCAACAUCAAAUUAUGUAGAACUUUGCAGGAAUUAUGGAUAUGUCAUGUCCUAUCUGUUUAAUUUAAACAUUAGCAGUUUCCUAGUAUUCAAAUUAUGCAAGGAAACCUGUUUACCUUCUAGACUUCGCUGCCAGACACUAUUGAGUGACUGACUGACAUCUUUUUUUCUUUGGUAAUAAAAUAGCUAAAAUGAGCUGUAACAGGUACAUAAGCAUUUUGUCUACAUCAAUAACCCAUUAUUUAUAAAGGCCAAAAUUAAACUGAUUGAAUCUUUGUGCAGCACAACACAUACGACCAUUCGGUAAAAGGGUCUGAAAAUCAGACUAUUACUUAGAUGAUUGCAAUCACUUAAGUCGAUUCGACAACUAAUGGUCCUUAUUUUUCCACAAAAACCAUUGGAAUUGAACCUUUUGGCUCAGUCAGUAGAGUGUCCGCCUCACAACCGGGAGGUCGUGGGUUCGAACCCCUGCCGCGUCAUACCAAAAGACGUUAAAAGACGGGAGUUGCUGCUACCUUGUUUGGCGUUUAACAACAAGGAAUAAAGCAACGUCGAUUUGGCGCUGCUCAAAGCUGCCGGGCUCACGAUCAAUUGGGCAAAAAGAAUUUCCAAUUUCUGUUUAACUUAAUAAAAUUUAGAGUGGACUUUAAAAGAUUAUUAUUAUUAUUAUUAUUAUUUUCAUUUGUUUGGCCUGCAAAUGGGACAUAGAACCUUCAAGACCCGUUUCAUUUUUAUAAAUGGCGAAGUUCCAAAGCUAAGCCCACCGUAAAGGCUCAUUCAGAUAUGACACGGGAUUUUUUAAGUGUAGAAGAAUGGCAACUACGCGCAACAAAAGACUUGCGCGUAUCCAUUGAACUAUGUGUUAUAACAUGCAGAAAUGUGACGCGUAAUGCAAUUUACGGCAUCGUAUAAAUAAAACAAAAAUCCGCGGUUUUGUCGUUUCAUAUCUGAAGGGGUCAAACAGCGUAUUUUUAAUAAAAUUAAAGUGCUAUGACUGGAUUGUGAUGGAAAAUGGUCAGAUCUGGGAUAUUCAUAUACUACUUUGUGUAUUUCCAGUAAAUUUAUUUUUAUAAUGGCAUUAUAUUUAUUCAGUCUCUUCCCAUCUUCACUCAACCAAUGUAAUCUUAAUUUCUUGGAGGUUCUUCUUUUCAUUUUGUAUUUCCAGUGUAAAAUACAUGUAAAACAAAAUAAAAAUGAAAUAAACUUGACUUGCAUGAUAACAAAUAAUAUCGAUAAACAAAGUAGGUUGUUACAAUUUGAAAUUGGCAUCAUUUCGAUUGCGCUAUUACCUAUACUCGUUCGUUCGUUCGUUCGUGUCUCCUUAGAUCAAUAUUAAUGUACAGUUCCUAAAUAAAAUACAAUUGAAUUACCUGCACUAACAAAGCCUGUGAAGGAAAAUAGCGCAUGGGCCAAUAAUUCGACUUGAUGGAUCCUGCUGACGCAUCAAAUGACAGAUCGUGUGCAGACAUGUGUUAUCCAGUAGACAAUCAGACAUCUCCAAAUUUCACUUGAAUUUCGCAGACAAUCUUAAGUUUAUAUUGUAAAUCCUUAUUCUUUUAAUCAAUAAAGUCUAUAAUUGAAGGAAAA